AUGCCUGCUGGCAAAGAGCACUACUUUUUAGGGAAUGAUGAAGUGAAGGAGAGGGGGAGGGUGGCGGCCGAACAAGAAAAGGUUGAUAGAAAACAAAAAGCGUUGGAGAGAUUACGUCGAGAAGCACUUCGACGUGGCAUAAAAAUUGGUCCUGGUUCAGCAUCAGAACCUGAUAUUCUGAUUGAACCACCUCCAGAGCCUAAGUCUGUUACAGAAGCUAAGCUAAGAGCAAAACUUUUGGCAAAACUAAAGUUAAAUGAGGAACUUGAAAACGACGACCAGACGCCUCCGGUACCAGAAAACUUGGCUCCCAAGGAACGUAUUCCACCAAUAUCUGUUGAUACCGUUGUCAAUGAGAUUGAAGGUUCAUCAGCAGCGUCGAAACCACCUUCAAAAAGUGGUAAAAAGAAGAGGGUUAAAAAGGCCAAGGAAAAUGCGAAGAAAAAGCAAGAAGCCAUCAAUGAGUCAAUACGGCCUGUAGACCUAUCCAUUAUAAAAGAGUGCUCUUUUUUGAAGCCUCUCAAUGACAGUUGUUGUUCUUACGAUUGCCAUUGCGAGAAAUUAGCGGCUUUAAAGGCUCGUAAAGAGCGUAUACGGGAAAUACAAUCGCAGUUAUUACGCCCAUCGCCAAAACCGAUGCAAAUGGAUGAAGCUUACUUAAAGGCACAAGAACAACUCAAGAAUUUGACGGCAAUGCGCGAACAUUUAGAACAAUUGCGUGAAAAAGGUGAAGGGCUACCCGAUGAAACAGCAAAAAUUUUAGAAGAACAUUUGGCUGAGGAGGAGGAAAACUCAGCUAAAAUUUGUGACACAACGUCUAAUGAGGGUCAAGGUGUUUAUCGGCUUUAA
Enterobius vermicularis (human pinworm) is the source of this 849-nucleotide messenger RNA. The record is from the annotation of a GenBank genome assembly. NCBI's taxonomy places the organism in Eukaryota, Metazoa, Nematoda, Chromadorea, Rhabditida, Oxyuridae.